GUUGCAUAUAAACCAGGUUAGCCAAGGUCUUUGAAGAUAGCUUUUCCCCUUAAAAGACCCUUUAGUUAUAUAAGCUAAACCAGUAUAAAUUUAUGUCAUGGAGAUUAAAUAUAAGUGAUUAAAACAUUAGUUUUAGUGACUUUAGACUCUUUAACUUCGUAAUAAAAGUCAUCUACGUGCCAAAAUCCAGCUGCUGUGCCACUCUGGGCAUGUCUGAAAACACUAUCUCUGAUCACAUUCUGAUGUAAAAGGUGUUUUUCUCGCAGUGAAGCUCGGAACAAAGAUCUACGGUUAUGAUAUGAGCGCUCACAAUAAACUAUAGAAGGCUAUCUGUGUUUUUCCAGCGCAGAAAUGAAACAAUAAUGUCUCCAGGACAAAUUCAAAGAGGGAGAAAGCUCUUGUUCCUCAGGUCGGGUCGGCCCCGCCUCCUCCUUCUCCUCCUCCUCCUCCUCUGUGCAGGGGACGGGGAGGGUAGAAGUUAAGGAGUCAGCUCUGCCAUUGUUCUUGUUCUGGAAGUCUGGGAACGGGACGGGACGGCGCUGGUCGGGUACCGGACGGCGGUCUGUCGUUAUGACGGGCUCCGGUCCGAAGCUCGGGGUCCUGCUGCUGCUGGCGGUCUUGCUACAGACCGUGGUUGUCACCAUCACCGUGCUGCACUUCACCACGGCUCUCAACUCGAUGAAGGAGACGUUUGCCAGGAGCAGUGUUUCUUGCUUGACGGGCGCUGACCUGCAGAGCAUCACGGCUGUGCGAGGGGAUCCGUGCUGGCAGGUCACUCAGCAGCUUCACCUGCUCAUUGAGAAGUCUCUGUCUCAGCGUUACCAGAGGCAGAUUUCCUCGGCAGUAAGAGAUGAAGUGUCUCGGGUUCUGCCCUCACUUGUGAUGGAGGACAGGGCUUCGCCUCGCCCCAAAGUGGCAGCCCACGUCACCGGCAGCUUUGUGCCCAAACUGGAGCGAGACGGAGGAGCUCCAGUCGCGACGGGGCGUCGAGUUCAGGGUCAGAAGAUCUCGUGGUGGGAGGGACAGAAGGGGCUGGCCUUCCUCCAGGACGUCCAGCUGGUGGACGGGGAGCUGGUGGUGCCUCAGCCCGGGCUCUACUACGUCUACGCCCAGACCUACUUCAGACACACCCACUCCCUGGAGGAGGAGGGCGAGGACGGCGAGGAGGUGGGGGACAGGGGGAGGCCCCUGCUGCAGUAUGUCUAUAAAAAGGUGAGCUCCUACCCGGUUCCCAUCCUGCUGAUGAAGACCAGUCGGACCUCCUGCUGGUCCCGGGGCUCCCAGUUCUCUCUGCACUCCGCCCACCAGGGGGGGCUGUUCCCGCUCAGCGCCGGCGACCGUCUGUUUGUCACUGUGACGAACGCCUCCGCUGUGGACAUGGACGAGAAGAGCAGCUUCUUUGGUGCUUUUCUAAUCAGCUAAAAAAAUCGGGAUCGCAGGUCAACACACGCCAUCGCGUUUUAUAACGUUUGUGUCGAUUGUCGACUUCUCCCAGUAACGAAAAGCUGAAACAUGGAGUCACGGGGUUGUUCAGCAUCACAACCGAAACUAUUUGACAACACUGGUUUUGUGGAUGGAGACGAAACAAAAGACUGACAUGGACUCGAUCGAGGGCUGUGUGUAUGUGUGAGAACUUAUCUCUAAAAAACAUUUGUCUUUGAUUGUGUAAAGGUUAGCGUGACCAGCAGAGAGAGUUACGCAAACAUUUCUCUGAGGCAGAUUUCAUCUCACUACAGGCACCAGUUUAGUUCACGGUUGCCCUUCUCCUCCGACCCACAGGACUUCUGAUCACUCGGAGCGUUUCGGCUUUUUUUCUCGGAACAAUCAUAGAAAUGUCGCACAGCAUAGAUGACAUACCCUGACCAGAAUGCAAAUUCACAAACUCGCCUUUGGCCAACCUCCACGUCAUCCACAGGGUGGAGCUGUUGAGUCACCGCCACCUAUAGGAAAGUAAAGUCACAGCAGUUUGCCAUGCAUUACUUACAUGAUCUGUUAUUCAUUUUAUGGUAAAGGCUCAGAGUUUUCUUCUUUACAGAAAAACUGCCUCAGAGAAAUGUUUGUAUGAAACUGAAGCGAGUAUCUGAGGACACACACACACACACACACACACACACACACACACACACGUUUUAAGUGAUUGUGUAAAGAUGUAAAUAUUGUGUGAUAUAUUUUUUUUUUAAGUGGCCUGGAAAUAAGGGGUCUGGAGCUCUUCAUCAACUCUUGAUUUCCCUUCUGUAAGAUGUCAGUUCACCAAUCAUGGACUCCAUUAAAGGCCUUUCAGACACAGUUAGGAGAGAGGUUGCUCACGUUGACAUGCAUGCUGUCAGAAGAUCAGAGACGCAGCUUAAUGCUUGAAGUCAAAUCUGAAACACUGCUGCUCGUGUUUUUGCUGGCAGCAGCAUCACAGUCUCUCCCUCUGCUGUCAGUCCUCCAGCACGUUGGCUCGUCCAUCGCAAACGUUCUCCAAACGGUGCGUUAAACGCUCCCCAGCCAGCUGGUAUCCUCGGGCAUUCAUGUCAUGUUGGAUUAAACGUAGAUGUGGAAAACAAUCGUUCACGUCAGCAUGCAAACAGCAGAAGCUUUUUUUUUUUUUUUUAGAUCUGCUGUUUUCCAUGUGGUGUAAGGAAUUGUAGUAAAAACUGCAGCAAAUCCACAGAUGCCCAAUGAUCAGUGACAUCUGACUGAAGGAAAAGCUGGAUGCAUGUGGAUAUAACUCUUUGAGCUUGAAGGUUCACUCUUAACUUCUUGUGGUUUUUAAUCAGCUGAUGGAGUCGCAGUAUACGACCCGUGAAAAUGCGUUCAACACAAAAUCUGACAAGUGAACUUAGUUAUAGAGACACACACACUAAGUGAUGCAUCCAGCUGUACUUGAGAAAAGCAAACAAAAGUCAGCAAAUUAUUCAAAAGAAGCUUUUUUGUAAUUAGUUCCAAUUAAAGUUCAGAAACCAAACAUCAGUUUUUAUCCAAUAUGACAUGAAUGCAACGUUCACUGUAGCAUUUAUGUAAAUACACAACUUUUUCCCCUUAAUUUCUUGUUUUUGCUCUGAAUGUAUAGACUUUUUUAAAUGUUUGUUUUAGUUUUGGUUUUCACAAAAAAUGGCUGCAAGAAAUUUACACUCCAGAAUCAAAUGUGUUAAAGUUGAUAAAUAACCUUGAUAAAAUGUGUGAGGGGCGGUUUACCUGAGCAGUGCCACGUUUGAGGACCUUCGUUCUGUGAAACCUGUGGUUUUCAGCUGACUGACUGUGAGGUGGAUGAUACGAGUGAUGGCUGGUGUGAAAUCAGACAGCACCUUGUCUUCGGCCUCCGUGUGGAAAAACAGGAAACGUCCACCUGCAGUCAGUCGUCUUUCUCAGCUGGAGCGUGAAAACCUGAAAGGCAC
Molecule: messenger RNA, 3380 nt
Organism: Toxotes jaculatrix (banded archerfish)
Lineage: Eukaryota; Metazoa; Chordata; Actinopteri; Toxotidae
Product: tumor necrosis factor ligand superfamily member 10-like
Exons: 6
Coding region: 571-1422 (283 amino acids)
Biological process (GO): immune response
Cellular component (GO): membrane
Molecular function (GO): tumor necrosis factor receptor binding
Source: RefSeq, a predicted model, not a curated record